AUGUUGAAGCAGCUCUCAGUCAUUGAGAACAUCGUCUUUAGAAAACUCGUCGGCUGCCAAACAAUCGUUGACGCGAACCUAUCACUGCAAGAAGCAAUGAAGAUCGGCUUUAUUGGUGGCGGUCGCUUGGCCUUUGCCCUCGCAAACGGUUUUAUAUCAGCUGGAUUAGCGAAGCCCGAUGAGAUCACAGCAAGUGUCCACCCAUCAGAUUUAGCAAGUGCAGAAGCGUUUAAGGGAUUAGGAGCAACAGCCAUCUUUGAAAAUAAACCAGUUGUGGAGAAGUCUGAAGUUGUCAUAGUAUCAGUGAAGCCAGAUGUCGUUGGUCCAGUGCUGCGCGAAGUAAAGGAUCUUCAAGCUUCAAAAAACAAGUUGUUUAUUUCAGUCGCAAUGGGUGUUUCUACGUCUAGUAUAGAGAAGGCCCUACCUCCUGAAGCAAGAGUGAUAAGAGUCAUGCCAAAUACCCCAGCGCUAGUGAAACAGGGAGCGGCUGCCUUCAGCAGAGGUUCGCGGGCUACAGCUGAUGAUGCAAAGUUGACUACUGAACUUUUCAAAGCAGUUGGUACUUGCGAUGAAGUUCCAGAGUAUCAAAUGAAUGCUGUAACUGCACUUAGUGGCAGUGGACCUGCUUAUGUGUAUAUGCUAAUAGAAUCUCUUGCCGAUGGCGGUGUGAGAUGUGGGUUACCAAGAGAUUUGGCACUCCGGUUAGCCACACAAACAACUCUUGGAGCUGCGUCGAUGCUUAAAAACGGCGGCCAUCCGGCUGCUAUGAAGGAUAAUGUCACGUCACCAGCUGGUUCAACAGCGGAAGGGACUUACCAUUUGGAACAAAAUGGUUUUCGAUCAGCCAUCAUUGGUGCAGUGAUGGCAGCAGCUAAUAGGUGUAAAGUGGUAAAUGAAACCCUGAACAAGUAG
Molecule: messenger RNA, 912 nt
Organism: Leptosia nina
Lineage: Eukaryota; Metazoa; Arthropoda; Insecta; Lepidoptera; Pieridae
Source: the annotation of a GenBank genome assembly